Molecule: messenger RNA, 2426 nt
Organism: Cercocebus atys (sooty mangabey)
Lineage: Eukaryota; Metazoa; Chordata; Mammalia; Primates; Cercopithecidae
Gene: MCEE
Product: methylmalonyl CoA epimerase
Exons: 3
Coding region: 473-994 (173 amino acids)
Biological process (GO): L-methylmalonyl-CoA metabolic process
Cellular component (GO): mitochondrion
Molecular function (GO): methylmalonyl-CoA epimerase activity
Source: RefSeq, a predicted model, not a curated record
GCGGGCGCUGAGGGCUGCCGCCGGGAAUGCCGUAGGUGAAUACCGGGCACCGGCGAAAGUCGCCGUGGGGCAGGGCGUGUGGGAACGGAGGUCGGGGGCGGAGGAGGCCUCGGCGUGGCCAAAGCACCUUUAUCUAAUGCCCUCUCUCCCCCGGGGGCGCGUUCCACGGCCGCUGCUGGCACCUAGGCUGACGGUAACUUCCAGAAACGCCUCCGCGUAGUAGCGGGGAUUGCCCUCUGCACGAGUCCCAUUGCCAUCCGGGAGCUGUGCGCCCUGGGCACUGCACCUUCCAGUAUGUGGGCGGGAGAGGCGAGGGAACUUGCCCGGUGGGUCAGGCAGGGCAGGGACAGAAGUGAAUAGAAGCGGGUUGGUAAGUUAUUUUACUGCGCACCAAUAAAGAGAAUGGGGAGAAACCAGAAAGGAGAGCAAGUCCUGUAAAAACAACAACUGCUACUUCGGCCGAACUCCAAGCAUGAACAGCUUUCUGUUGGGAACACUCAAAGGGCUUUUUUCCAGACUCCAAGCUCCCAUUCCAACAUUAAGAGCUUCUUCCACAUCACAGCCCUUGGAUCAAGUGGCAGGUUCUUUGUGGAACCUGGGUCGACUCAAUCAUGUAGCCAUAGCAGUGCCAGAUUUGGAAAAGGCUGCAGCAUUUUAUAAGAAUAUUCUCGGGGCCCAGGUAAGUGAAGCGGUCCCUCUUCCUGAACAUGGAGUAUCUGUUGUUUUUGUCAACCUGGGAAAUACCAAGAUGGAACUGCUUCAUCCAUUGGGACGUGACAGUCCAAUUGCAGGUUUUCUGCAGAAAAACAAGGCUGGAGGAAUGCAUCACAUCUGCAUCGAGGUGGAUAAUAUUAAUGCAGCUGUGAUGGAUUUGAAAACAAAGAAGAUCCGCAGUCUAAGUGAAGAGGUCAAAAUAGGAGCACAUGGAAAACCAGUGAUUUUUCUCCAUCCUAAAGACUGUGGUGGAGUCCUUGUGGAACUGGAGCAAGCUUGAUUUAUAUUUGCAAGCAACUAAAUUAAUUGACCUGAAAAAGCCUAUCAAAUACUAUCAAAAUGUACUAUGACAUUGAGUCCUUCACUGCUUCCAACAUGUAAAAGUUCACAGUUAAAAACUGAAUUACAGAAAGAUUAUAUACGUAUAUAAAUCCAUAAAUAUGUAUAUUUAAUUAACAAACAUAUUUGUUAAUUUGAAUUUGAAGAAAACCUUGAUUACUAAUUACUUAGGGAACAUUAUUAAAGUCAUAUAGAAAUAGAUUAUUCCUUUUCUACAAUGGGGUAAUUGAAUGUAAUGUGUUAGCUAUGUACAAGGGUAUGUGUGUGAUGUUGGAUGGAUACACAAAGGAGUUAUGAAAGUAUAUGACAAUUUUGUGGCUCAUAUUUGGGGCAAAACUUUCUAAGAAUGUUUCGAAAUACUUUUUUAGAGCAAACUGUUUAAGAUUAGGGAAUUUUGAUAUCAGAAUUUUUGCUCUUCAAAAACAACUCAUGGUCACAGGUUCCUCAGGGUCCAGGUGUCUUGGGUGCUAGGGCUAGAUGUAUAGGAAGUUUUGUGGAAAACCUGGUGCAUCAUCCAGUGGGUGCGUAGGUGGCUGAAUUAUUUUUUAAAUCAGUAGUAAUUUGUAGAGUUAGGUAUCACUUAGAUGCUAGAACACCACAACAGGUCCUAGGGGAAAUAUACAAAAUGAAUAGAAAUCCACUGCCAAGAUGCUUACGGUUCAGUUGGGGAUAGCACUACUUGAAAUAAAUGUAAACACUUACAAAACAACAUCUGAAUGAAUUAAAAAGGAAGGGAAAGAGAAUAGAUCGCAGAGGAUGGUCAGACUCAAGUAUGUUAGAAACAAGUUUCAGAUAAAUUUCAAGGAUCACAGAUGGAUGCAUUGAAUGCAUAGUGGAUGGAAAAAUGGCUAACAAGUUCAUGGAUGAAUGGAUGUUUCGUAAAUGAGAAGAUAUAUAGACACUGAACUUGUUAUGGAAGACAAGUAUAUCCAAUUAUACUUGUCAUUUAAAAGUUAAAGUAAAAAUUACAACAUUGAUGUGGUUCUUAGUGUAUGUAGAGGAAAUAUUUUAGACAAUUACAUCACAGGGUGGGGGCAGUAAAAGGGACUUAAAUGGUGGUUAAAUAUCCACAUUCCAUUUCAAGUGGUAGAUGUUGAUACUAGUAGACUGCAAUAAACUGCAUGUGUGUAUUGCAGUCUGUAACCAUUGAAAAACUAUAUGAAGAGAUACACUUAAAAAUGUAGAUAAAUUAAAGUGGACUACUAAAGAAUGCCCAAAUAACCCGCUUGAAGACAGGUAAGGGGAAACAGGAAAAAAAGGAAAACAAUAAAAUGACUGACCGAUAACCUCACUUAUCAGUAAUUAGGUUCAAUGUAAAUGCUCUAAACACACCAAGAUUGUGAGAGUGAAUUUAAAAACCUGACCCAACCAAA